AUGGCUGCCCCUAGAUUGCCAUUUCUAUGGCCUAUGCUGUUCCAGCCGACGAAAUCGCCACGAGUACGCGCUUCCAUAGCAAAGGAGAAUGCGUCCCGCACGCGACGAGCACGUCGUCAUCUCACAACCUCGUCCCGCCGGUCGGAGCAAUCGAUUACGCAACGGUACGGAAAGGCAUAUGAACACGCAGCCCCUGCAUUAGAUCAACAGCCGCCAAAAGAGCCACAACAAAAGGACUCUGCAACCACCGAGAAACCCCCGCAAGACCCCAUCCACGAACAAGAAGAAAUAGAGGAAGAUGCGCCAACAGCAACGACCAGUCCAUCCACGCCCAGCAAGACCAAUCCAACUGAGGAAAUCGAGCCGCCCCAAACCCCCGCACCUGAUCCUCCAAAGACGGGCGAGUUGAAACCCCUCGACAGUGUCCUCCACAUUCCCACCGCCGCGGAAGAAGAGUCCCAUAAGGCACCGCACCUGAAAACACCACCAUACGUCCACCACUUUGACACCUACGGUCUCGUACGCAAACUCUCGCAAUCCUCCUAUACCCCCGAACAAUCCAUCACUAUAAUGAAAGCUGUGCGACAGACUCUCAUGGACAACAUGGCAUUGGCGCGCGAAGGUCUUGUCAGCAAGAGUAACGUGGAGAAUGACACAUAUCUCUUCCGGGCAGCGUGCAGUGAAUUAAAAACAGAGAUUGGGAAUGCGAAGAAGGGAGAGAUGGAGAGGAUGCGUACGGAAAGGGGGCAAUUGCAACAUGAGGUUGAUAUUCUAGGGCAGAGGUUGGGACAGGAGACGGUCGGGCUUCGGGACGAGCUUAAGGGGCUUUUCGAUGACAGGAAGAUGGCUGUCAGACAGGAACAGAGAGUUAUGGAAACAAAGAUCCAAGAACUCAACUACAAAAUCACAGUCGCACUCAAUUCUGACGCGCGCUCCGAGGUUGAAGGUCUCCGUUGGGUGCUUACCCGCCGUGCUGCCAUUACAGUCGGCGUGAGUGCGUUUAUGCUCUUCGUUGCGCUGCGGUACACGAGCUAUGUGCAACAUCAGUUGCAGGAGGAGAAGAGGAGGAACCCGCCGCCACAUCGACCGAGCCCGUUGGAGGAUUUGGCGGACAACACGACAACGGCGAGUAGACCGGUUGUGGAUAUUGCGAGUCCUAACCAGCAGGAUGCGCUUGGUGGGGAGUUGCUAGCUACGGAGGGUGUUUCGUUAGGCUAA
Molecule: messenger RNA, 1218 nt
Organism: Alternaria atra
Lineage: Eukaryota; Fungi; Ascomycota; Dothideomycetes; Pleosporales; Pleosporaceae
Exons: 2
Coding region: 1-1218 (405 amino acids)
Cellular component (GO): mitochondrion
Source: RefSeq, a predicted model, not a curated record